CGUGCAAAGUUGACUUGAUUAAAACAGUUUAAUGGUACCAAGUUCCUUCACUUUCAGAUAGGAAAGUGACACCCUCCGAGAACAAGAUCAUUGAUUUUCAGAAACUAAUCAAAUAUGCCAUUAUCCCAAAUUAGUUGUUUCAAAUUUCUCUUUUCUUUUUCUCAUUCUUCUUCCUUAAUGCCAACAUCAAAUCUUUCCUUUCCUGUUCUUUCAACUUUUCUUUUUGUUCUUGUAUUAUCCCUCACAACAUGCAAUGCCCAGGUUACCCAUUUCUGUCCUCCAUCUUCUUGUGGCAAUAUUCACAACAUCAGCUACCCUUUUCGAUUAAAAGGCGACCCAGAACACUGUGGGUUCCACUCAUAUGAACUAUCUUGUGAAAACAACCGAACAGUUUUAUACUUAUACUCUAGCAAAUACUAUGUACAAGCUAUUGAUUAUCGCAACUCCUCGCUUCGGAUCGUUGAUGCUGCUAUUAAGAAGGAUGAUUGUUCUUCACUUCCUCAAUAUUCAAUGACUGGGUCCAAUUUUAGCUUUUGGCAUCCAUAUAAUUAUUUUGCACCAUGGUGGAAUUAUGACUUUAACAUGUCUCCAAAGCUUAAGCUUACAACGUUCUUGAAAUGUGCAAAUCCAGUGAAUUCUCCUCGUUAUGUGAAUGCCGAUCGUUGUACUAGUGCGAAUUAUUCUUAUGUUAUUGAUAAUUUUGUCAAUAUAGCAGAUAUAGUGAACUUUUGUAGAGUCGAGUUGAUGGUUUUGUCAUCAUCACCUGCUAGGAUUGGCAAUAAUGUUUCAAUUCUUGAAAUUCUUAAUGACUUGGCAUAUGGGUUUGAUAUAUGGUGGAAUCGAGUUAUUUGUGAAACUUGUAAAGGAAAGGAAUAUUGCUUUCUAGAAAAUGGCCUGUUCAGGCCUGACUGCUCAGAAGGGUUCACUCUCAGGUACUUAAUAGACCAAAUUAAUGCUGGCCGGUGGUUGAUCUUGAUAGUUAUCGGAGCAAUCGUUGUGGCAAAACAUAUCUUCUGCACUCCUUGUGUGUUGGUAUUCUUGGUCUAUACAUGGUCAAGGAGGCAUGUUUCGAUGUAUGACAGCAUUGAAGAAUUCCUGCAAAGUCAAAACAACCUCACUCCAGUAAGGUAUUCUUACUCAGACAUUAGGAAAAUGACCAGUGCUUUUAAAGAUAAGUUGGGUGAAGGAGGGUAUGGCUCUGUAUAUAAAGCGAAACUUCGCAGUGGCCGAUUUGCAGCAGUAAAGAUGUUAGGCAAGUCCAAAGCAAAUGGCCAAGAAUUUAUCAAUGAAGUAGCAUCCAUUGGACAGGUUCACCACGUUAAUGUAGUACAAUUAAUUGGAUUUUGUGCUGAGGGAUCAAAACGUGCUCUUGUAUAUGAUUUCAUGCCUAAUGGAUCUCUUGAUAAAUAUGUUUUCUCUCGAGAAGGAAAUACCCAUCUGAGUUGGAAAAAGAUGCAUGAGAUAUCUCUUGGAGUGGCUCGCGGCAUUGAUUAUCUACACCGAGGUUGUAAGAUGCAAAUUCUGCAUUUUGAUAUUAAACCCCAUAACAUUCUUCUUGAUGAGAAUUUUAUUCCAAAGGUUUCUGACUUUGGGCUUGCCAAACUUCAGGCAACAAGUGAUAGCACUGUGACUCUUACUGCUGCAAGAGGAACAAUUGGAUACAUAGCACCAGAACUGUUCUACAAAAACAUUGGCGGUGUUUCAUACAAGGCUGAUGUUUAUAGUUUUGGAAUGUUGUUAAUGGAAAUGGUUGGAAAGAAGAAAAAUCUGAACGCAGAAGCAGACCAUUCCAGCCAAACUUACUUUCCUGAUUGGGUCUACAACGAAGUCAUUGAUGGAAAAGUUGAAAUUAGAAAUGGCACAGAGGAUGAAGAAAUGGUAGCGAAGAAGAUGAUUACAGUAGCAUUAUGGUGCAUACAAAUGAAGCCUAGUGAUCGUCCUUCAAUGCAAAAAGUUGUAGAGAUGCUUGAAGACAAUUUGGAAAGUCUACCACUACCUCCCAAACCUACUCUAUGGCCAGAAGAGCCACUAGUUGAAGAAGACUACACAGGUGAAACAUGGUCAUCAUCUACCUUAGUUGCUUGUUCUGAAUCAGCUAGUUUACUUACAAAUUCAUUCUGAAUGACAUAACAUAACAAACGGUGUAUUCUCCUGUGCAUAAAUAGAGAAAGAAGAUUCACAUUGUAAUUACUGAAAAGUGUCUUGAGGAAAUAUACAUUAUGAUGGCUUACUUAUCUA
Ricinus communis (castor bean) is the source of this 2238-nucleotide messenger RNA. RefSeq names its product rust resistance kinase Lr10. Lineage: Eukaryota; Viridiplantae; Streptophyta; Magnoliopsida; Malpighiales; Euphorbiaceae. The record is from RefSeq and is a predicted model, not a curated record. Gene Ontology annotation, molecular function: ATP binding; protein kinase activity; polysaccharide binding. Bases 115 to 2121 code for a protein of 668 amino acids. The transcript has 4 exons. Gene Ontology annotation, biological process: protein phosphorylation.